UUAGGCUCUGCAAUGUAGCGCUCGCGGCAGCGUGCUACUGGCAGGGGUAUCGCCUUGUCGGUUUCCCGCCAACCGACUGGUGGGUGACUGCUCCGGGCAGUGCCUAGCAUGCAGCGUGAGGUUGGAAGCUUCCCCUUGGCGCCUUCUGUAAGGGCCAAGCUGAUCGCUGCUGGCUUCAGUACCCUGCAGGACGUAGCGGACGUGACAGCCAUUGAACUCGCUAGAGGUAACCCAGCCAUUCCGGGAGCAAUAGAAGCUGGACUACCUGAAGACAGUGCUGUGAAAGUCUUGCAGAUUUUGAGGAGAGAGAACCAGAGCGGCACAUCGGUAACCCUGAAACACACAGCAUUGGAGUUACUGGAACAGGAACAAGCCCAGGCCUCCAUUAUAACCUUCUGCUCAGCAUUAGAUGAGGUUCUUGGAGGGGGUGUGCCAUUGGCCAAGGUCACCGAAAUAUGUGGGCCGCCUGGUGUGGGAAAAACACAAUUAUGCAUGCAGCUUGCCGUUGAUGUGCAAAUCCCAGAGUGCUUUGGCGGUGUUGAUGGAGAAACCGUGUACAUUGAUACGGAGAAUGGCUUUCUUGUGGAGAGACUUGUGGAUAUUGCCAAUGCUUGUGUUCUGCACUGCAGUCUUAUAACACAGGCUCAUCAACAAGAUGACCAGAAAAUAGCCAUGCAGAUGUUCACGCUCAACAACAUAUUGUCAAAGACUCAUUACUUCAGCUGCCAGAACUAUGCUGAGCUUCUUGCACGGAUAUUUGUUCUUUCAGACUUCAUAGCCCAGCAUACCAAGAUCAAACUGGUUAUCAUCGAUAGCAUUGCAUUUCCUUUUCGACAUUCCUUUGAUGACCUUUCUUUACGGACGCGCCUUCUAAAUAUGGUGGCACAGCAGUUAAUAAACAUUGCCAGUCAACACAAGCUAGCAGUGGUAAUAACGAAUCAAAUGACCACGAGAAUUGGAUCUAGCGAGUCACUGCUUGUACCAGCUUUAGGUGAAAGCUGGGGCCAUGCGGCUACUAAUCGGAUCAUUCUUCACUGGGAAGGAUUGCAAAGAUUUGCAGCGUUAAACAAGGCAUCAAACCAGAAAGACGUCACUGUACAAUUUCAAAUAACGCAUAAAGGUUUUCGAGAUGUACAAGCUGUCGAGCCAAAUUCAGCAAAGUCUGAAAUAAACCCACGCAAGCGCCUAAGGGAACAUGAUAAAGAAUACCAGCCUUAAAUUUAUAUAUAUAAUUUUACUCUAAAUUGAACAAUUAUUUAUUUGUAUUUUGUCCAUGCACUUAGUAAAGAAUGAAAGCGUGAAAGUACAAAGAUGUUUUUUUAUAUAAUCACUAGAUAAUCUUAUAAUUGUUGUACUUGCUAAUAUAAGACAAUGCUUAUUUUCGUUAAAGAGUUUUUUUCCACAAUCUGCACCACUUUUGUUUAUGGGCUGUGUCUGAACUUCACAUCCAUUUACUUGAAGUGGGCUGAACAUUUAAAGGGCAUCUGUCUGCAGAUUUGUCCCUAUAAAACUGGCCUCUUACAUGUGCACUUGGCAGCUGAAGGCAUCUGUGUUGGUCCCAUGUUCACAUGUGCCCGCAUUGCUGAGAAAAAUGUUUUAAUAUAUGCAAAUGAGCCUUUAGGAGCAAUAGGGUCGGGGGGAAUGGGGGGGGGGCCAGACCUUGUUUCUAAUCUUGGAAAACUUGUUAUACAUGUAAACUUUUUAAUGGUAAUAAUGUUUAAAAUCACAAAUAAUGCUAGUUCUAUGUCUGUAUACUGUCUUCUAUUGAAGUAAAUAUGCUCAAUUAUUAAUUCUAUGUCUGUGUUUUGCUGUUAACCUAUAUUCCCAUCUCUAGAUAUGAUCAUAGAAUUAUUUUUUUGGACUACAGAUGUUAAAAGUAAUAAUUUGAAGGAAGCAUACAUAUAAAGGUUUUGUUAAAGGGGUUGGCCACUUGUAUGGCACUUACUAAUAUAUAAAAUGUACACCAUAGCAACUAGUACAUUUACAAGGGAUCUGAAGACCUGUUCCUCCUCUAUCUAAAAUAUAAAAAAGGAGGAUGGAAAUCUGGUUCUCGUAUCACUUUUUGUGGGAUCUUUGGAUUUACUCCUGCUAUAUCUAAUUGGAGGGAUCUGUUCCUACUAUACAGUAUGCGUAUUGAGAGAUCUGCUGCUGUCAUACAAUAUAUAAUUCUGCUAAAAGAUACUUUGUUUUGAGCAGUCAUUGAGGUGCAGGCAUGUUUUAGCAUGAACUUGGUGCUCCAUUUCUAGUGACCAGAUUAUUGUUGGGGGACGUUUACUGUUGGCGUAUCCUUAGAAUAACAGUUUUUGGUAUGUUAAUAGUCUUUGAGUUUCCCCCUUUAGAGAAAAUUCUGUGGUGUGUUUUUUUUUUUUUUUUUUUUUUGCAAAAGUAGAAGCUCUUUUUGAUGCAGAACACAUCACAGCUUCUAGUCGUCACUUCUCAUGUUUUGUCCUUGUAUACAAUACUCCCUUGUGAAAAUCAAUUCAGCUUUACUUUAAAUCUAACAAAAAGAGGCCCUACUUUAUUCUCGUGCAUUAGGUGACGUGAUUUUGCUUUAUUAGUAGGG
Molecule: messenger RNA, 2563 nt
Organism: Bufo gargarizans (Asiatic toad)
Lineage: Eukaryota; Metazoa; Chordata; Amphibia; Anura; Bufonidae
Product: DNA repair protein RAD51 homolog 3-like
Exons: 9
Coding region: 109-1218 (369 amino acids)
Biological process (GO): DNA repair; meiotic DNA recombinase assembly; reciprocal meiotic recombination
Cellular component (GO): replication fork; Rad51B-Rad51C-Rad51D-XRCC2 complex; Rad51C-XRCC3 complex
Molecular function (GO): ATP binding; ATP-dependent DNA damage sensor activity; crossover junction DNA endonuclease activity
Source: RefSeq, a predicted model, not a curated record